This is a messenger RNA of Candidozyma haemuli, 2703 nucleotides long. It is a transcript of the gene LHS1, whose product is annotated as Hsp70 family chaperone. The record is from RefSeq and is a predicted model, not a curated record. Gene Ontology annotation, biological process: negative regulation of hypoxia-induced intrinsic apoptotic signaling pathway; endoplasmic reticulum unfolded protein response; cellular response to hypoxia. The transcript has a single exon. Gene Ontology annotation, cellular component: endoplasmic reticulum chaperone complex. Gene Ontology annotation, molecular function: ATP-dependent protein folding chaperone; ATP binding. Lineage: Eukaryota; Fungi; Ascomycota; Pichiomycetes; Serinales; Metschnikowiaceae. The coding region runs from base 1 to 2703 and encodes 900 amino acids.
AUGAAGUUGAUUGCUCUCGUUUGUUUGCUAUGGAGUUCGUUUUCGCUUGCUGCAAUUGUGGGCAUCGAUCUCGGCCACCAGUUUACGAAAGCCAUUAUGGUGGCGCCAGGUUUGUCCUUUGAGAUUGUCGUUACUGACGAAGGUAAGAGAAAAGACUUGAAUGCCAUUUCUUUGAGGCCUCAUGUCGAGAAGGGUGACUUGCUUGACGCAGACAGAGUGUUUGGUUCCAAGAUUGGUUCCCUCUGUUCGAGAUUCCCUGAAUCCUGUGCCGCCAACAUCAAGGCCCUCUUGGGUAAACAAAUCGACGACCAUACUGUAAAGGAGUACAUUGAACGCCACCAUGGUGUUAGCUUGGCUUCCGAUAAACUGAGAAACAACAGUGUCAGCUUGAAGUUGGGUAACUCUAACAACCAGUUUGAGUUUCCAGUGGAGGAGCUCAUGGCCAUGACUUUGAAUGAAUUGAAGGACAGAGUGCUUGGAGAGUUGAAAAACCACCCACAGGCAAAGAGCAUUGCAGAGGACGUAGCAAUUUCAAUUGCUCCAUACGCCUCUCAAGCUGUCAGAAACGCUUACUUGGACGCUGUCCACUUGGCUAACUACUCCACUGUCUUGGGUCUUGUCGACGAAGGCACUGCCGUGGCUAGAGGCUACGUUGCAAGCAGAAAGUUGCAUGACGAGGAUGUUUACGGCGAGACCGUUUACCAUAUAAUCUACGACUCUGGUGCUGGUUCUACCACAGCUACUUUGUUCUCCUACACUCCAUUCGAAAACCAUACCGUCGUCUUGGACAUUCAAAGCGUUGGCCACGAUGAUUCCUUUGGCGGUGAAUUGUUGACCCAGUCUGUCUACGACCUUUUGUUCCAGCGUUACUUGGAAGAGUUCAAGUUGCCAAAGAAGCACACCUUGCCCCCAAGAUUGGCUUCCAGACUUGUUGAGGCUGCUGAAAAGGCCAAGAUUAUUUUGUCUGCAAACACUGAGUACAAGGUUAGUUUGGAAAACUUCCCCGAUGACAAGGACUUCAAGACUGUGAUCACAAGGGACGAGUUCGAAGAGGCUACUGCUGAAAUCAGAAAGAAGAUUGCUGACCCAAUCAACGAAGCAUUGAAGAACAGCCCAUCUGGACCAAAGACAGUUGAGGAUAUCAAGUCUGUCAUUUUGAACGGUGGCUCCACCAGAGUGCCAUUUGUCCAGAAAGAGUUGGUAAGCUUGUUAGGUUCUGAAGAAAAGCUCGCCAAGACUGUGAACGCUGACGAGGCAUGCGCUUUGGGUACCACCAUUAGAGGUUACGAAUUGAAAAUGAUCACGUCUAACCCUUACAAUGUCGAAUUCACAGACAGAAUUUUCAGUGACUUUGAUGUAUCUGUUGAUGGAGCUGCCCAAGAAUCCCUUUUCCCAAGAGGUUCACCAGCAUCCAGCGCCGUUACCAAGUCUUUGGGACCGGUCAGCAAGAAGGCCAAGAGCAUUGGUUUGCUCGAGAACGGUGCUCUUUACAAGACUUACUCCAUUGAGAAUACCCAAAGCAAAGCCAAGAACCUCAAUUGUAAGGCACCAGAAGUCUUUGGUAAGUUUGAGAUCGACCAAAACAAGAUUAUCUCUUUGGCUGGCCUCACUGUCGAAUGUCCUGAGGCAGAGCCAGAAUCUACUGAAGAAACCUCUUCUGCCGCCAACGAAACUACCACCAAAAAAGCUAAAACUCCUGCCAAGGUAAACUUGGUUGUUCCUGAGGCCAAGUUUACUAGCUUGAAUCCGCUUUCGAAGGCUGGUCAUAAAACCAGCGCUACCAGAUUGGCACACUUGAAGCAAAAGGAUUACGAAAAGAUUCAGUUAGCUGAGACCAAGAACUUGGCUGAGAGUGUCUGUUACGAGUUGCGCUCUUACGUGGAAGAUCAUAACGAUGAUCUUCGUAGUGAGUUUGGCGUUGAUAAAUUGGAGUCCAUUGAGGCUACAAUUUCCGAAAUUCUUGAAUGGUUGGACUACGAGAGUGACCUGGCAACAUUGGAGCAACUCAAGGAAAAACAUGAGAUCGUGGCUGGCUACAAGAAGGAAGCUGAAAGCGUUAUUACUAUGAGCACUGCCGACUUGUCUUUGGGUGCUCUCAAGAAAUUGCAUGAAGAAGGUAUUGAAAUCUCUUCCAUGGUGCAGAAGUAUUUGUUAGAGUAUGGAAGCCAGAUCAGAGAAGUCAGAAGCAGAUUUGAGGCCGCAGGUGUGGAAUUCGACCCUGUGAACGACAAGAUCAUGAAGAAGCUUUAUGGUACCGGUACCAGUGAGGGAACUAAAUUGGAUGCUCACUACAAGGAGUUCAAGGAAGCCUUGAAGGUUCUUUCCAACACAUUGGGCUUGUCAACGAGCGCUUUCAACAAGAGAAACAAGAAGGAGAUCUUUGAGGAGUCAGAGCAUGUGAAGAGCCUUAUUAUGCAAAUGAUUGAGGAUGUCUUGCCACUUCAGCUGAAUCACGAGAAGAGAUUGGAGUACUUGUUGACCAAGCUUGAUAACGUCAAGAAGCAGCGUGAGCAAAAGGAAGCCAAGAAGAAGGCUAAGGAAGCAGAAAAAUCUGCUACACCUGACGAAAGCUCUGAAACGGAAGCAGUUGAGGCCGACCCAGUGGAACAGGCUGACCCUGUCGAACCCGUUGAACCUGUUGAACCAGUUGAGCCCGUGGAAGCUGAUGAGGCCGAAGAGAAACCUGUCCACGACGAGUUGUAA